CGAAUGGUGAAAUGUCAGAUUUUACUUCAUUGGUACGAUAGUUGUAGUAGUUGUGUUAUUAUUAGUUUGUUUUGUGUCAUAAUAUGGAUGUCAAUAAAGGAAAUACGUAGUAUUUAAUAAAACAGGUGGUAAUUGAUGCGGAUUAAAAUGAACCAGGAACCCUUAGGGGUGGCACCCGACAUUGUACUGCCGCAAAAUUUGGAGCGAUGGAGCGAAAAGAGCUCCAUGCACAACCUGACCGACUACAGCGCCAUCGGGGCGUCAAAACAUGACACUUCCCCUUUUCCAUUCGAUCCAGAAAUAAAUCAAAAAAUUGUCCUAUGGACCGGUGAUAUUUCCUCUUUACAAGUAGAUGCUAUAGUCAAUUCAACCAACGAAUCCAUGAGUGAUAGUAACCCAGUUAGUGAUCGGAUAUUUCAGAGGGCAGGCUCCGAACUAAAAGAAGAAAUUAAUUUAGAUAUUAGAGAAUGUCGAACUGGAGAGGUUAGAGUCACUCAAGGCCAUGCACUGCCAGCUCGAUAUAUUAUACAUACUGUAGGACCUAAAUACAAUAUUAAAUAUCAAUCAGCAUCUGAAAAUACUCUUCAUACAUGUUAUAGGAAUAUACUACAAAAAUCAAAAGAAAACGGCAUACAUACUUUAGCGAUUCCGGUAGUUAAUUCAGUUAAAAGAAACUAUCCUCCAGACGAGGGAGCUCACAUAGGACUACGUUCUGUUCGUCGUUUUUUGGAGCGGCACGGUAGCUGUUUGGACACUGUUAUUUUCGUGGUAGAUAAAUUAGAUUUAGGUAUAUACGAAGUGUUAUUGCCUUUAUAUUUCCCGAGAUCGAAGUUCGAAGAAGACGCCGCCAGGUGGCAGUUGCCAAGCGAGGUGGGCGGACCCGAAGGCGAGCCGAUCAUGCCCGACCGACAGAUACGGAUUAUCGAUAAUCCACAGCACACCUUGCAUGCGGACGAGGAAUCCAUAGAUUUAUCAUCGCAGCUCGAUACGUCGGUAAACGUGGGCGAACAUGCAUUCAGUCAAAUGCAAGGCGAUUUGGACCAGCAACGUUUGCUGGGAGAAAGGACCUACAACGAUCCCCUCGCCGAUAUUAUGAUCAAGGAAAUUCAACACCAAGAACGGUGA
Molecule: messenger RNA, 1125 nt
Organism: Brassicogethes aeneus
Lineage: Eukaryota; Metazoa; Arthropoda; Insecta; Coleoptera; Nitidulidae
Source: the annotation of a GenBank genome assembly